AUGGGGCUUUCGGUCGCUUGGGCAUUGCUGGUCAUAUUACUCGCCGUGGUACUAUGCCAACCCGUUGGUGCUAACUGGGACCCAUCCGUACAUAAGACGUGCGGUAACCAGAAUAUGGCCUACGUCUCGGCCGCCGUCAUCGACAUAGCGACGGAUCUUAUGCUCAUAGCGCUUCCGUUAAAGCCGUUAAUAGCACUACGAAUUAAGACCUUACAUAAGGCUGCCUUGUCGCUUAUAUUCUGUGCCGGAUUCAUUAUCAUCCAGCCGGGAAUCGCCAUCAUGGUAGCUUGUAGUCCCCUUCUCAAACCCAUCGCAGACCGAGCACUCGGCUCACGGCCCUGUGCCCGGUACGACGGUUCGGGUGGAACCUUGUCUCGGAAUCUUGGUAUAAAGUUACGGGCGUUGGUUAAGAGCGAUAAAAGGGGGACAGUUGACUCUUCGCGUUCAAUAUCGGUUACAUUGGAGCAGCCCUCGGAUGUCGAGCACGGCGCUCGCAGCGGGCUUUGGAACACAGGCACAUACCAAGCCACGGUCCAAGCACAAGAAAAUUCUUAUUCGGACGGAGAUGUUAGCGGCGGAGCGGCCUGUGAUAAUGGGCGGAUUACAGUUACACGGCAGGCAAUUGUAACGAGUAGUCGAUAG
Messenger RNA from Daldinia vernicosa, 642 nucleotides. RefSeq lists its product as uncharacterized. The coding region runs from base 1 to 642 and encodes 213 amino acids. NCBI's taxonomy places the organism in Eukaryota, Fungi, Ascomycota, Sordariomycetes, Xylariales, Hypoxylaceae. The transcript is spliced from 2 exons. The record is from RefSeq and is a predicted model, not a curated record.